AUGCUGUGCUUCACGCGCCGUGCGCUGAUGCGGCGCUCUCAGAGGGCUUUAGAACAGAAGUUCAAGAGUCAUUGUGGUAGCACUAACCCUGCCACCGACACGUCUGUCGCCGGUAAAGUGAAGGCUGAGUUGAAAAAAAUGAUCAAGAUCCAGCUGGUACUCAUCCCUAUCUGCGUAGUCCUUAUGGUCUGGAUGUACCCCACCCCGACCGAGGAGGAUGAGAGGCGAAUGCGGCUGGAGUAUGAACGGAAUGCUGGCUGGAAGACGUAG
Molecule: messenger RNA, 270 nt
Organism: Leishmania braziliensis MHOM/BR/75/M2904
Lineage: Eukaryota; Euglenozoa; Kinetoplastea; Trypanosomatida; Trypanosomatidae
Exons: 1
Coding region: 1-270 (89 amino acids)
Source: RefSeq, a predicted model, not a curated record